This is a messenger RNA of Penicillium angulare, 1089 nucleotides long. RefSeq names its product oxidoreductase 2OG-Fe(II) oxygenase family. Gene Ontology annotation, molecular function: dioxygenase activity. The transcript has 2 exons. The record is from RefSeq and is a predicted model, not a curated record. Bases 1 to 1089 code for a protein of 362 amino acids. Lineage: Eukaryota; Fungi; Ascomycota; Eurotiomycetes; Eurotiales; Aspergillaceae.
AUGGUCGACAUUGAAAAUAUGGUAGAGCCUCUUGAUAUCGCAGAAAUUGAUUUUCAGGCUCUUUCGGCUAGCAGUCCACAGCAACGUCUAGCCGCCCUUCAACAGCUCGACGAUGCGUUCAAAUCAUAUGGGAUCAUUUAUCUUUCGAAUCAUAGUAUCGGUCAGGCCAUGAUAGACGAGGCGAUUUCAUGGGCUUUCACUUACUCUCCCAAGUCUAGGCGAUUUUUCGACUUGCCUUCUGAUAUAAAGAAGAUGAUCGAGCAUCCAAGAAAGGCAGGUGAUCAUCGAGGCUGGAUACGUGCUGGGAUUGGCUAUGUUACACAGGGAAUUCUGUGUCGGGACCCAGCAGAAGUUGAAAGUAUGCAUGAAAAGGCCUCUGUCGAGCAGAUGGAGAGUCUGGAAACAGGAAAGUCACAUCUUGCAUUGCAUACUCACGCACGGAAUCGCUUGCUACCCGAAGAAACUCUCCCGGGAUUCCAGUCGUUUUACGCAAAGUGGUGGGCUGCGUGCGUUAAUCAAGAACUCCAAAUACUGCGAGCUCUCUGUGAGAUUCUCGAUAUUUCCGACCUUGAUUAUCUUGGCAAGCAACAGACUCCGGAUAUAAACUGCAGCCAGUUUGGGUGGAACCACUACCCUUCCACACCAAUAUCAUCCCUCAAGCCAGGAGGCAAUCGAUUGAAUACCCAUAGCGACUACGGACAAUUGACGUUCCUAUUCCAGGACGAUGUCGGUGGACUUGAGAGUCAAGAUGAAGCAGGAAUCUUCAGACCCGUCCAACCGAGACGAGGCACGAUGAUUGUACAAGUUGCAGAUAUGUUAGAAAGACAGUCUAAUGGGAGGUGGAGAAGUGCGUUACAUCGUGUUACUACCCCACCCCGGGUCGGAUACGAUUCUGCAGUGGAUGAAAAUGAAGAACUUGUUGAUCGAUAUUCAAUUGCUUUCUUCGCUAUUCCUGACUAUGAUACAGUCAUCGAAUCCCUUCCGGGAUGUGAAAUGAAAGGCAAAUGGCAUUCAUUGCCGUGGAAGGAAGAGACAACUGCGGGUGCUUGGUUGAUGAAGAGAGUUGCCCUUGAGUAUGAAAGAAAAUAG